AUGGCGACAAGCGGAGAAGCCCCUGAAUCUUGGUACCUGGCUCUGCUCGGCUUUGCAGAACAUUUUCGCACCUCAAGUCCCCCCAAGAUCCGUCUCUGCGUCCACUGUCUGCAGGCGGUGUUUCAGUUCAAGCCGCCGCAGAGGGUCGAAGCCCGAACCCAUCUACAACUGGGCUCGGUACUCUACCACCACACCAAGAACACCGAACUCGCCCGGAGCCACUUGGAGAAAGCGGUGAGCAUUUCCUAGGAAACUUCGUGGAUGUGGUGGAGGGGAAAGGAAGGCCGCAGUUAGGGCAAAGCGGUCUGUGUUACAAAUCAGAAAAGUGAACCAACGUGCUUGAUUUAAUCAGUGAGAAUAUUACAUUAUCGCGUGACAGCUUACAAUAAUUGUUAGGAUAUCAAUAAAGCAAUGCAACAUUCCAUGUACAAAACUGAUAUUGAAACUAACUUUCGCACUCUAUUUUCUUCCACAGUGGUUCAUAUCACAACAAGUAUCCUUUUGCAUUAGAAUGAUUUCGUGUGUGAGAACAUGCAUCGAACUCAGUAGUUCUCAAACGUCUCCCCGUUCCAUUUAUUUGAUCUAUUCCCGAACUAGCACACCUGAUUCAACUUGUUAAUUAAUCAUCAAGAUUCAACUUGUUAAUUAAUCAUCAAGAUUCAACUUGUUAAUUAAUCAUCAAGCCCUUGAAAAAGUGAAUCAGGUGAACUAGUUCUGGGCUACGACAAAAUUGUGAAACAUUGGGGCUCCCCCCAGGGAGGGGAGGGACUGUUUAUAUGGUUGUUGUUGCGAGCCACUUAGUCAAUAAGCAUCGUUCAGUUUAGAAUGCAAAUAGCUUAAUCAGCUGUGUUUGCUAGGGAUGGGGAAAUAGUGUGACACCACUCCGGCCCCCGAGUGAGAUGUACCUUCAUGAUUCAUGUUGCGUAAAAUGCUGCCACCACUUCCUCACUGAGUUCUUGAAAAGACAAGGUUGAGAAACAAGGGACUUUUUGGUAGUUAGAGUGGGGGUUUCAGAUAUGGAGGUCAAGGACGGGAGGUUGAUAGGCGUCAAGCACAAAAAUGGAAAUACGUAUUUUGGAAAAGUUGAAGAAACAAAGGGGGAAAAACCUGGGACAAGAGAUGAUGUUGAGAGAGAGAAGUACAAAAAUGGGAAAUCAUGCUACAGCAGUUCGGAAGGUGAAACUGACAAGAGGAAGAUGGUGGCAGGGUUGAGGGAACCAGGAAAAAUAGAAUAUGUACGUUAGUAGCUCAGAAUGUGAAACUGAUGCGUGACAUGUAGACAUGUAGGGAGAGGAUAAUGUAAAAAAAGGAGGAGUGGAUUCGGAGCUGCAAGGUGUGGAGGUUGAUGUGUCUGUGAAGAAAGAAAAGGAUGACAAAGAUGAUUCUGGCCCAGUGGGAUUGAGAAUUUUGGAGAGAAUGCAUCCUUGCCUUCUGGCUGAUUACAUAUGUGGUGUCAGGUUGGGUGAAGAAGAGUUUGGGGACUGUUGAGUCGGUGAAAGUAACUCAAAGUGGACUUGUGAUGAUUUUUUUGCGUUUCUUCUGUCCAGAGGGAGCGGGCACUUCUCACCACGUGCCUAGGGACAAGAACUGUGACUUGCUUUGCUCUCCGGAGCAGGGAGUCGUUGAAAGGAGUGAUACCUGGGGUGACGUUAAGUGUUAAGGAUGAUCAACUGAAAUGGAAGAUUCCCAGUGUCUGACGCCCGUCAUUUAGUGCGACGCAGACCCGGUGGAGAGCGUGGCGAAACAGAGAAGACACUCUUAUCCCAUGAGAGCUUUUGUCCUGAACCCAUUACAGUGUUUUAGGUGCCAAGUCUUAUGUCAUGUUGCAGCAUUGUGUAGGAGGGAGAUUCCUAAAUGUGAGAAGUGUGCAGUCCGGGCAUGAGACAAAGGAAUGUGUAGUUUUGGUGGAAAGAGUUGUGUGUGUGUGUGUGUGUGGUUUAACUGUAGGGGUACCCAUGGUACUGGAGAGCAGAAGUGUCCGGUGAGGGAGGGGCAGGUUGAGGUUGCCAGGAUCAGAGUAUUACAGAAGGUGUCGUAUGCUGAGGCAGUGAAGAGAAUAGUAGAGGAAGAUGGAUCCUAAGAGGCUCCCUGUGAGUAGGCAGAGACCAAUCGAGAGUGAUAGGAAUAAUGUGCUUCAGAAAGGUUGGUUUCUUCCCUUUCAUAGCCGUGGUUAUCAACUGUAGUGCAGAAAUGGAACGUAAAUCACAGAAAAUAGAUGUGGUGGCAGCUGCAGAGAAGUAUACUUGGGUGUACGAGAUUUUGCUGCAGAAGAGUUAUAAGGUGUGUUGAACGAUAGUGUCCCGUCCUCCCAGCAAUCUUUCUUCCCUUUUCCCUUCACAAAGUUUAAUGAAUUCACACUUAAUGAAUUCACACAAUUCACACUAAAUAAGAAAAAUGUAUGAAUAGGGAGGCCGUGACCGGCCUCAUACUCCAAUACAGUAGGUGGCGGUGUAUGCACCUCUCGGUUGCUAUCCGCCAUAUUCAAAUUUAAAGAAGGGUGCCCAGGGGAGGUUUGAUAACCACUGAUCUAACUGAAGAAAAGAUGACCAUGCUUUCAUUUCUUUUUUUUACGUCUUCAUUAAUACUAGUGUUAUUGUUCAGAUUGCAGAAAAAUACAUUUCCUUUACAAACAAUACCAGAUCCCUCAGUUUGAAGAUGUCAAAUUUGAGGCUGCAAGUCUUCUGUCAGAGCUCUAUUGCCAACAGGUAAGUGAAGUGUUGUUAUCCUUGGCACCCUGUGGCCUUCCUUCACCUUGCACUUGGCCAUUUCCUGAAUUUAAACAGUUCUGUUCACUCUUGUCUUUGCAUUUUUAUUUGUCAUCCUUUCUGCAGUUAUCAGCCUUUUUUCAAUACAAUGUCAUACUCAUUAAUGUGUCAAAAUGUCAUACUCAUUCAUUUUACUUUUUGGCUGUUAUGUCAUCAUAAAAUAAGCUUGAUCAGUAAUCCUUACAUUGUCUUUUUCCUCAUUGAGCUGCUUUUGCAUGUAAGUGAACUCUGAAACUAAGAUAAAGUAGCAUAUGGUAGUUUGUUUAAAAAACACUUCUAAAUGUAGGUUUCUGUAUUGUAGUAAAAGUUAUUUAAGUUAUUGAACUGAUUAUCUCUGGUCUUUUUUUGAAGAAUCUGGUUGACUCUGCAAAGCCCUUGCUGCGGAAGGCCAUCCAGAUCUCCCAACAAACUCCCUACUGGCACUGCAGAUUACUCUUCCAACUGGCGGUAAGUCAAACUAAUAACUCAAUCUGUAAAUGUAUUUAAGCUUUGAAAUAACCUCUAUUUACAGUGCCUUCAGAAAGUAUUCACACCCCUUGACUUAUUCCACAUUUUGUUGUUACAGCCUGAAUUCAAAAUGGAUUAAAACAAAAAACAAUCUCACCCAUCUAGACACAAUACCCCAUAAUGACAAAGUUCAAAUGUGUUUUUUUAAACAUUUUUGCUAAUUUAUUGAAAAUGAAAUACAGAUAUCUCAUGUUAGAACCACCUUUGGCAGCAAUUACAGCUGUGAGUCUUUCUGACACCUGGAUUGUAUAAUAUUUGCACAUUGUUCUUAAAAAUAUUCUUCAAGCUCUGUCAAGUUGUUUUUUGACCAUUGCUAGACAGCCAUUUUCAAGUCUUGCCUCAGAUUUUCAAGUAGAUUUAAGUCAACUGUAACUAGGCCACUCAGGAACAUUCAAUGUCGUCUUGGUAAGCAACUCCACUAUAUAUUUGGCCUAGUGUUUUAAGUUAUUGUCCUGCUGAAAGGUGAAUUUGUCUCCCAGUGUCUGUUGGAAAGUAGACUGAACCAGGUGUUCCUCAAGGAUUUUGCCUGUGCUUAGCUCUAUUCCGUUUAUUUUUAUCCUAAAAAACUCAGUAGUCCUUGCCGAUGACAAGCAUACCCAUAACAAAAUGCAGCUUGAAAAUAUGAAGUGGUAGUCGGUGAUGUCUUGUUGGAUUUGCCCGAAACAUAUCGCUUUGUAUUCAGGACAUGAAGUUAAUUUCUUUGCCACAUUUUUUAAAUCCAGUUUUAUACUAAACAAACGCAACAUGUAAAGUGUUGGUCCCAUGUUUCAUGAGCUGAAAUAAAAGAUCCCAGAAAUAUUUUUCCAUACACACAAAAAGCUUAUUUCUCUCAAAUUUUGUGCACAAAUUUGUUUACAUUCCUGUUAGUGAGCAUUUCUCCUUUGCCAAGAUAAUCCAUCCACCUGACAGGUGUGGCAUAUCAAGAAGCUGAUUAAACAGCAUGAUCAUUACACAGGUGCACCUUGUGCUGGGGACAAUAAAAGGCCACUAAAAUGUGCAGUUUGGUCACAUAACACAAUGCCACAGAUGUCUGAAGUUUUAAGGGAGCAUGCAGUUGGCAUGCUGACUGCAGGAAUGUCCACGAGCUGUUGCCAGAGAAUUGAAUGUUAAAUUCUCGACCAUAAGCCGGCUCCGUCGUUUUAGAGAAUUUGGAAGUAUGUCCAACCGGCCUCACAACCGCAGACCAUAGGUAACCACGCCAGCCCAGGACCUCCACAUCCAGCUUCUUCACCUGCGGGACCGUCUGAGACUAGCCGUCCGGACAGCUGAUGAAACUGAGGAGUAUUUCUGUCUGUAAUAAAGCCCUUUUGUGGGGGAAAAACUCAUUCUGAUUGUCUGGGCCUGGCUCCCAAGUGGGUGGACCUAUGCGCUCCCAGGUCCACCCAUGGCUGCGCCCCUUCCAAGUCAAGUGAAUUCCAUAGAUUAGGGCCUAAUGAAUGUAUUUCAAUUGACUGAUUUCCUUAUAUGAACUGUAACUCAGUAAAAUUGUUGCGUUUAUAUUUUUGUUCAGUAUACUUUAGUGCCUUAUUGCAAAGGAUGCAUGUUUUGGAAUAUUUUUGUUCUGUAUUUUUACUCUGUCAUUUAGGUUAGGGUUGUGGAGUAACUACAAUGUGGUUGAUCUAUCCUCAGUUUUUAACUCUUAACUGUUUUAAAAUCAUCAUUGGCCUCAUGGUGAAAUCCCUGAACAGUUUCCUUCCUCUCCAGCAACUGAGUUAGGAAGGACACCUGUAUUUUUGUAGUGACUGGGUGUAUUGAUAAACCAUCCAAAGUGUAAUGAAUAACUUCACCAUGGUGAAAGGGAUAUUUAAUGUUAUUUUUUUCUACCAAUAGGUUCCCUUCUUUGCGAGGCAUUGGAAAACCUCCCUGGUCUUUGUGGUUGAAUCUGUGUUUGAAAUUCACUGCUCGACUGAGGGAUCUUACAGAUAAUUGUAUGUGCGGGGUACAGAGAUGAGGUAGUCAUUGAAAAAAUCAUGUUAAACACUAUUAUUGCACACAGUGCAAUAAUAGAGUUUAAUGGAGUGAGUCCAUGCAACUCAGUAUGUGACUUGUUAAGCAAAUUGACUCCUGAACUUAUUUAGGCUUGCCAUAACAAAGGGGUUGAAUACUUAUUGACUAAAUACAUUUCAGCAUUUCAUUUUUAAUUAAUUUGUAUAUAAAAAUAUUUAAAAAAGACAUACAGUACCAGUCAAAAGUUUGGACACACCUACUCAUUCCAGGAUUAUUUUUUAUUUUUUUUACUGUUUUCUACAUUGUAGAAUAAUAGUGAAGACAUCAAAACUAUAAAGUAACACGGGGGACCAGUAUGAAAAAAAAAAAAUUAUGCACUCACUACAUUGACUCAAGUCGCUCUGGAUAAGAGCGUCUGCUAAAUGACUAAAACGUAAAUGAUAUGGAAUCAUGUAGUAACCAAAAAAGUGUUAAACAAAUCAAUAUAUAUUUGAGAUUCUUCAAAGUAGCCACCCUUUGCCUUGAUGACAGCUUUGCAUACUCUUGGCAUUCUCUCAACCAGCUUCAUGAGGUAGUCACCUGGAAUGCAUUUCAAUGAACAGGUGUGCCUUGUUAAAAGUUAAUUUGUUGAAUUUCUUUCCUUCUUAAUGCGUUUGAGCCAAUCUGUUGUGUUGUGACAAGGUAUGGUUGGUAAACAGAAGAAGAUAGCCCUAUUUGGUAAAAGACCAAGUCCAUAUUAUGGCAAGAACAGCUCAAAUAAGCAAAGAGAAACGACAGACCAUUACUUUAAGACAUGAAGGUCAGUCAAUCCGGAAAAUUACAAGAACUUUGAACGUUUCUUCAAGUGCAGUCGCAAAGACCAUCAAGCGCUAUGAUGAAACUGGCUCUCAUGAGGACCACCACAGGAAUGGAAGACCCAGAGUUACCUCUACUGCAGAGGAUAAGUUCAAUAGAGUUACCAGCCUCAGAAAUUGCAGUCCAAAGAAAUACUUCAGAGUUCAAGUAACAGACACAUCUCAACAUCAACUGUUCAGAGGGGACAGUGUGAAUCAGGCCUUCAUGGUCGAAUUGCUGCAAAGAAACCACUACUAAAGGACACCAAUAAGAAAAAGAGACCUGCUUGGGCCAAGAAACAUGAGCAAUGGACAUUAGACCGGUGGAAAUGUGUCCUUUGGUCUGGAGUCCAAAUUGGAGAUUCUUGGUUCCAACCGCCGUGUCUUCGUGAGAUGCGGUGUGGGUGAACGGAUGAUCUCCGCAUGUGUAUUUCCCACCGUAAAUCAUGGAGGAGGAGGUAUUAUAGUGUGGGGGUGCUUUGCUGGUGACACUGUCAGUGAUUUAUUUAGAAUUCAAGGCACACUUAACCAGCAUGGCUACCACAGCAUUCUCCAGUGAUACGCCAUCCCAUCUGGUUUGGGCUUAGUGGGACUUUUGUUUUUCAACAGGACAAUGACCCAACACAUCUCCAGGCUGUGUAAGGGCUAUUUGACAAUUAGCCUGGCCUCCACAAUCACCUGACCUCAAUCCAAGUGAGAUGGUUGGACCGCAGAGUGAAGGAAAAGCAGCAAACAAGUGCUCAGCAUAUGUGGGAACUCCUUCAAGACUGUUGGAAAAGCAUUCCAGGUGAAGCUGGUUGAGAGAAUGCCAAGAGGGUGAAAAGCUGUCAUCAAGGCAAAGGGUGGCUACUUUGAAGAAUCUAAAAUAUAUUUUGAUUUGUUUAACACUUUUUUGGUUACUACAUGAUUCCAGAGUUGCAAGGAAAAAGCCAUAUCUCAGACUGGCCAAUAAAAAGAAAAGAUUAAGAUGGGCAGUCAGAUAUAUGGCUUUUUCUUUGCAACUCUGCCUAGAAGGUCAGCAUCCCGGAGUCGCCUCUUCACUGUUGACGUUGAGACUGGUGUUUUGCGGGUACUAUUUAAUGAAGCUGCCAGUUGAGGAACUGUGAGGCUCCUGUUUCUCAAACUAGACGCUAAUGUAUUUGUCCUCUUGCUCAGUUGUGCACCGGGGCCUCUCACUCCUCUAUCUAUUCUGGUUUGAGCCAGUUUGUGCUGUUCUGUGAAGGGAGUAGUAUAUAGCGUUGUACGAGAUCUUCAGUUUCUUGGCAAUUUCUCACAUGGAAUAGCCUUCAUUUCUCAGAACAAGAAUAGACUGACGAGUUUCAGAAGAACGUUUUUGAGCCUGUAAUCGAACCCACAAUUGCUGAUGUUACAGAUACUCAACUAGUCUCAAGAAGUUUUAUUGCUUCUUUAAUCAGCACAACAGUUUUCAGCUGUGCUAACAUAAUUGCAAAAGGGUAUUCUAAUGAACAAUUAGCCUUUUUAAAAUGAUAAACUUGGAUUAGGAAACACAAUGUGCCAUUGGAACACAGGACUGAUGGUUGCUGAUAAUGGGCCUCUGUACGCCUAUGUAGAUAUUCCAUAAAAAAUCAGCUAUUUCCACCUACAAUAGCCAUUUACAACAUUAACAAUGUCUACACUGUAUUUCUGAUAAAUUUCAAUGGACAAAAAAAUUGCUUUUCUUUCGAAAACAAGGACAUUUCUAAGUGACCCCAAACUUUUGAACGGUAGUAUACAGUGAGGGAAAAAAGUAUUUGAUCCCCUGCUAAUUUUGUACGUUUGCCCACUGACAAAUAAAUGAUCAGUCUAUAAUUUUAAUGGUAGGUUUAUUUGAACAGUGAGAGACAGAAUAACAACAACAAAAAAUCCAGAAAAACGCAUGUUAAAAAUGUUAUGAAUUAAUUUGCAUUUUAAUUAGGGAAAUAAGUAUUUGACCCCUCUGCAAAACAUGACUUAGUACUUGGUGGCAAAACCCUUGUUGGCAAUCACAGAGGUCAGACGUUUCUUGUAGUUGGCCACCAGGUUUGCACACAUCUCAGGAGGGAUUUUGUCCCACACCACUUUGCAGAUCUUCUCUAAGUCAUUAAGGUUUCGAGGCUGACGUUUGGCAACUCGAACCUUCAGCUCCCUCCACAGAUUUUCUAUGGGAUUAAGGUCUGGAGACUGGCUAGGCCACUCCAGGACCUUAAUGUGCUUCUUCUUGAGCCACUCCUUUGUUGCCUUGGCCGUGUGUUUUGGGUCAUUGUCAUGCUGGAAUACCCAUCCACGACCCAUUUUCAAUGCCCUGGCUGAGGGAAGGAGGUUCUCACCCAAGAUUUGACGGUACAUGGCCCCGUCCAUCGUCCCUUUGAUGCGGUGAAGUUGUCCUGUCCCCUUAGCAGAAAAACACCCCCAAAGCAUAAUGUUUCCACCUCCAUGUUUGACGGUGGGAAUGGUGUUCUUGGUGUCAUAGGCAGCAUUCCUCCUCCUCCAAACAGUUGAGUUGAUGCCAAAGAGCUCGAUUUUGGUCUCAUCUGACCACAACACUUUCACCCAGUUCUCCUCUGAAUCAUUCAGAUGUUCAUUGACAAACUUCAGACGGGCCUGUAUAUGUGCUUUCUUGAGCAGGGGGACCUUGCGGGCGCUGCAGGAUUUCAGUCCUUCACGGCGUAGUGUGUUACCAAUUGUUUUCUUGGUGACUAUGGUCCCAGCUGCCUUGAGAUCAUUGACAAGAUCCUCCUGUGUAGUUCUGGGCUGAUUCCUCACCAUUCUCAUGAUCAUUGCAACUCCACGAGGUGAGAUCUUGCAUGGAGCCCCAGGCCGAGGGAGAUUGACAGUUAUUUUGUGUUUCUUCCAUUUGCGAAUAAUCGCACCAACUGUUGUCACCAUCUCACCAAGCUGUUUGGCGAUGGUCUUGUAGCCCAUUCCAGCCUUGUGUAGGUCUACAAUCUUGUCCCUGACAUCCUUGGAGAGCUCUUUGGUCUUGGCCAUGGUGGAGAGUUUGGAAUCUGAUUGAUUGCUUCUGUGGACAGGUGACUUUUUAUACAGGUAACAAGCUGAGAUUAGGAGCACUCCCUUUAAGAGUGUGCUCCUAAUCUCAGCUCGUUACCUGUAUAAAAGACACCUGGGAGCCAGAAAUCUUUCUGAUUGAGAGGGGGUCAAAUACUUAUUUCCCUCAUUAAAAUGCAAAUCAAUUUAUAACAUUUUUGACAUGCGUUUUUCUGGAUUUUGUUGUUGUUAUUCUGUCUCUCACUGUUCAAAUAAACCUACCAUUAAAAUUAUAGACAGAUCAUUUCUUUGUCAGUAGGCAAACGUACGAAAUCAGCAGGGGAUCAAAUACUUUUUUCCCUCACUGUAUAUUAUUCCACUGACAUUAUGGGGUAUUGUGUUUAGGCCAGUGACACAAAAUCUAAAUGUAAUCAAUUUUAAAUUCAGGCUGUAACGCAACAAAAUGUGGAAAAAGUAAAGGGGUGUGAAUACUUUCUGAAGGCACUGUACUUAUAUAUUGAUAAUUAGUUACUUUCCUCAAUGGUCCUGUUUCUUCCCCUCAGCAACUGCACACGCUGGAGAAGGAUCUAGUGUCAGCCUGUGACCUCCUGGGGGUUGGGGCAGAGUAUGCCCGGGUAGUGGGCUCCGAAUACACCAGGUAGUGUAUCAUGGUACAACACAACAUAAGUCAAACCAUUUGAGCAGUUCUCGUCAUGUCCGUACAUUGUCAAGGUGUUGUUUUACUGCUCUGAUGACGACUAGUGUUGUAGUCUGGUUAUAAGAUGUUACUGAUAUUCUUAUGUUCUUUCCUCUCGCACAGAGCCCUCUUUCUUUUGAGUAAAGGAAUGGUAAGUUGAGAAACAUACUGAUCAUCUCAAGAUUCUCUCAUGAUGAUGAAUUCAAAUUAAGUCAUGAUAAUUUCUAUGAAGUAAAUUCAAUAUAAAAUUCUGCUGGAGCCACUUAGACCAUUACUUCCUUGACUGUUUUAAUGAAAGUCUUGAUGCCCACCUAAUAAACAAAACAAAUGCUAAUUUUGUGCUGUUUAAUGAAAGGGAUAAUCCACCCCAAUCCACUAAUUCCUAAAAUGAACAGUGUUAAAUAACACUAUGUUACCUGUUUUAAGAAGAGUGAAAUGUCACCCUGUGUGUUUGUCUGAAGCUGCUGCUGAUGGAGAGGAAGCUUGGGGAGGUGCAUCCUCUGCUGACGCUGUGUGGGACCAUCGUGGAGAACUGGCAGGGAAACCCCAUCCAGAAGGAGUCCCUCAGGGUGUUCUUCCUGGUGCUGCAGGUCACACACUACCUGGACGCUGGACAGGUACAGAAAUCAGUAUCACUUUUAUUCGGCAAGAACAUUUACGCAUACCUGGAAUUUGAUUUGAAGUGUUUCCGCCAGCAACAGACAAAGUAUAUAUAGACAGGAAUUUACGCAAUCGACUUACUGUAUUUGAGUGUGGUCACUGGUCACAAAAUAUAAGAGAAGGGCCUGUUAUUGAAACAUGUUUGAAAUGGGACUUAAUCAACACGACAGGAAUUAAGAGCAAUAAGCAAGCAGAGAUGAACUCAUCAUACAACGCGCAGGAAUUAUUCCAUAUGCAGCCCCACUUGUAAAGGCACAUAACUGAUGUGAUGAAUACAUUUAUUUGGGCUGAUAGGUUAAGAGUGUGAAGCCGUGUCUGAAGCAGCUCCAGCAGUGCAUCCAGACCAUCUCUACACUCCACGAUGAUGAGAUCCUACCCAGUAACCCUGCUGACCUGUUCCACUGGUUGCCCAAGGAGCACAUGUGUGUCCUCGUCUACCUGGUGGGAUACAGACACUGUACAUGACCUUUGACCUCUAUGGGUCAUAUUGUUGUCACUACAUAUGUUAAAACAGUGACUUUACUUUUUUCUCACACAGGUGACAGUCAUGCACUCCAUGCAAGCAGGCUACCUGGAGAAGGCCCAGAAAUACACAGACAAAGCUCUCAUGCAGCUGGAAAAGCUCAAAAGUAAGUCAUGGGAAUCAUCACCAUAGAAUUACAUAUCGAAGUAAUUUCAUAGGAUCUCUGUGAUCCUCACUCUCUGAACCUCACCCUCUCUCAACAGCUCCCAGUGAUUUUUUUUUUUGCAGUAGUAGUAUUCAUGUGUUUGUUGGUAACUUUCUGUUGUUAUUGAUUGUAUUGUUGUGUUUUCUAGUGCUGGACUCCAGCCCCAUCCUCUCCACAUUCCAAGUCAUCCUACUGGAGCACAUCAUCAUGUGCCGACUUGUCACUGGUCACAAGGCCACGGCACUGCAAGAGGUAUGGAACUAGGUUAACAUACACAUUCAUUCAUGUAUACAGAUAGUUAGACUGAAGCACACAUUUUUGAUGAUGUUUCCCUAUUCUCAGAUCUCUCAGGUGUGUCAGCUGUGCGCUCAGUCCCCCAGGUUAUUCACCAACCACGCAUCCCAGCUACACACUCUGCUAGUGAGUAUCAGAGAUGUUCCGUUUUUCAGGCCUUCUAAUGUGAUUUGUUAUAUCUGUAUGUUAUAAAUUAAAUGGACAGGUAGUAAUUUUGUCCAGAUUUUCUAUGUUGUGCCAAUCACAUCCCUUAUCACGCUUGUGGUCUGUUCCAGGGUCUGUACUGCAUCUCAGUGAACUGCAUGGAUAACGCAGAGGCGCAGUUCACUGCUGCCCUGCGGGUGAGUGACGUGAGUGUCUCUACUAAGAUACCUAUUGGCAAAAUUAGUAACCUCUUAGUUUUAUAUUUCUUGGUGUGUUUACUGAAAUACCUGUUUCACUCUUCCAGCUGACGACGCACCAGGAGCUGUGGGCGUUCAUCGUGACCAACUUGGCCAGCGUCUACAUCAGGGAGGGCAACAGGCACCAGGAGGUCAGAGGGCAUCGGGUGCAUUCAGGAUCGCAGGGUUGUGGUGAUGAAUGGGAAUGGCACUUCUUGACUUGGGUCUAACAUCCCUUUUUCUGUUAUAACAGCUGUAUAGCCUGUUGGAGAGGAUAAACCCAGAUCACAACUUCCCUGUCAGGUAAGAAAAUGUGUUUAUAUGGUUAUCUAUGUAUUUUGGCAGCUCCAAGUGCAUUCUUGCGAUGUUUGAAUCUAAAUUGACUCCUCCGCCCCUUGCGUUCCAGCUCUCACUGUCUGCGAGCAGCAGCCUUCUACAUCCGUGGACUCCUCUCUUUCUUCCAGGGACGAUACAAUGAGGCUAAGUAAGUUUAUGGCUCACCAGACAUUGUAGCAACAGCACAAUUUCUUUAUGUAUGUUUCCAAUACAUCGCAUACAAAUAAUAUCUUCACCACACACAUUUUGAAUACCCUGCUCAGUUGGAAAGAAAGCCUAAGAGCACAACUGUGAAGCCUAAACCAAAAAUGAGCGUAUGACUGUGUGUCCCAUUAGGCGGUUCCUGAGGGAGACUCUGAAGAUGUCCAAUGCUGAAGACCUGAAUCGUCUGACUGCAUGCUCUCUGGUCCUACUGGGCCAUAUCUUCUACGUGCUGGGGAACCACCGGGUGAGAUCACAUCAAAGGGCACUCCAGGGUUUUAUAGCAGUGUUUCCCAAACCACAUAAUGCCUCAGAGCAAUGCUAGGAGGUGUGCGUCAAUCUGAACUAUGCAUUUGGUGCUUUGUUUCCUCCAGGAGAGCAACAACAUGGUGGUUCCAGCUAUGCAGUUGGCCAGCAAGAUCCCCGACAUGUCAGUCCAGCUCUGGUCCUCAGCUCUGCUCAAGGGUAAGACGACAGAGGUGUGUCUAUGUGUCUGUGUGUCUGUGUGUGUGUGUGUGUGUGUGUGUGUGUGUGUGUGUGUGUGUGUGUGUGUGUGUGUGUGUGACAUACUGACUGGGACUGUGUGUUUUCCUCCCUGUAGAUCUGAACAAGGCUUGUGGGAACACGAUAGACGCCCACGAGGCGGCUCAGAUGCACCAGAACUUCUCCCAGCAGCUCCUGCAGGACCACAUCGCUGCCUGCAGUCUCCCUGAGCACAACCUCAUCAGUGUAAGGAUCCAUCAAUCAAGCUAUCAAUAUGGAUAUAAUCCCUGCACAGCCUUCUAAAGCAUAACUUCAUUAGGAUAAGAACUCAUCAAUCAAUUAAUCAAUCGACAUAUAUCAGUUAGUCAUCAUCCAUCAAUAUCUUUGUACUGCACCAUGGUGAAUAUUUAUCCACAGAAAAUGCCCUACAUGCACAGCUAGAGGAAUGAAUGUGAGACAGUGAGCUGAUGGACUGAGUGUUGUUGUUGUUGUUGUUGUUGCAGUGGACGGAUGGACCACCUCCAGUGGGCCAGUUCCAGGCCCAGAACGGACCCACUACCAGCCUGGCCAGCCUGCUCUGA
This is a messenger RNA of Coregonus sp. 'balchen', 13316 nucleotides long. The record is from the annotation of a GenBank genome assembly. Lineage: Eukaryota; Metazoa; Chordata; Actinopteri; Salmoniformes; Salmonidae.